AUGCUGGUUUUUACAAUGCUAAUCAAUGUUAAAUCAAUUAGAGCGAUGCGGAUUCGUAUUCAUUCUUGCGACCGUGUCUUUGUCCUCCUGCGAAUCGCUGUCGUUUUCGAGCGUGUUGCAGUUACUGUCGUGACAAAACAGGUCUACAAACAAGGUCACAACUACGUCGGUUUCUACCAGAAGCACAAUACAGGACCUCUCGAAGGGUACCCCUGCGCGAAAGAUCAAGGAAAUGUGAUGAAAUGCUCCACAUCAUGUAUACAAGCUCAGUUCAUCGAGCAGGAAACCGGGAAUGUUUACACGUAUCGCGACUGCGGUACGUACCUCCUCCAAGAAUUUGGUACGGAGAAAUUCAAUCUGUCAUACACACAGUAUGCCAUGAUUCUUAGCGAUGUUGAUGAUAUAGGUAACACUUGGGUGUUCAAGUUCUGCAAUAAAGAGAAGUGCCUACAUCCAUCGGACUAUGAGAUUACAGAUGGCGAUCUGACAGGAAGAAGUUCAUCCGAGUCGUCAUCGAAGCUAUUCAUUGUAUCCUGUGCUGUAGUAAUUGGAAUAGUCGUAGGGCUUGGAGUUGCGAAAGUAAUGAAAGUGUUUGACGGCCGGCAUCCAAGACGUGGAGCCCCACCACUGGCUAACGUCGAGCUUCUUCACGAUAACGAUCACGAACCUGUCGCCCACAUUUCGUUGCCGCAGCAGUGA
Cooperia oncophora is the source of this 699-nucleotide messenger RNA. Lineage: Eukaryota; Metazoa; Nematoda; Chromadorea; Rhabditida; Trichostrongylidae. The record is from the annotation of a GenBank genome assembly.